AUGAAACCGGAGAGUGGACCAUUCGAACUUAUUGGGGGUUCUUUCGACGCGAGUCCAAGCGUGGAAGAUUCGGCUUCAAACGUGCGGCGGAGCUCCAGUACUGGAAACGUCAAUGAGACGUCGGUUGGUCAGGUUCUUCGGAAACCGAAGGUCGACAGUCGGCAUGAAUCAACAAUUGUAAGCGUUUUGGGGGGUUCUGUUGCGCUCUUAUUCGUCAUUUGUCUUUUGGCGAAAGACAAGAAGCUUAUACGUGUUCCAAAAGAGCAAGGUCAUACGGCGGUGGGUGCAGAUGAAUCCUUUUCAGGGGCAACAGAGAUUGAGGAUUCAGCGCAAGAUGGAGCAGCGUAUACAACUUUUGGCAUUCCGAUGGAAGAUGCACAAGAACGAUUGAAUACACUUGAAAAUCUACUUCCACUGGCAGCUAGGCUUGCUUCAGCUAUAAGCUUAAGUGAAGUCCACUCAAGUGAGGCCAAACGGCUUUUGGAAACGUUACAGCAGAAUGUCAAGCCAAGGGGGAAAGCUGAAGAAGGCGUCGAGGACCGUGACACGAUGCAAGUGCGGCUUGACUGUGCUUUGGAUGCCUUGCGCCGUCUGCACCGCGCCGCGCUUCAUGCUGGUGGGGCGCUCGUUAGCAGAGAUGCUGACAUUCAUGCAGUUGUUUUCCCUGUGUCAUACGAACAGCACGAGGAUCUGUCUCUUCUGCUGCAAGAAGACAACGCAGAGCCUGUGCAGACCUUCCUGAAGUAUUUACGCCCUGCUGAGCAGGACGUUAGGGAUCUCUCACAGCGGCUUUCUGAUAUCCAUAUGGGGCUGUCUCUUGAACCUCAGUUAAAGGAUGAAAACGAUGGAGAGUUGCUGUUGUCUGUUACCAAGAAAAUCGAGCAGAUGCACUCGUUGGUCGAAAGGAGGAGACGAUCAAUCCGUAGGGCAGACAUGCUGCGACUAGGGGCCGCCUACGCAGUCAAGUUAGUUUUGCUUAACGCGGUAGAAGAGUCCAUAUGGAGACUUCAGGGAACGUUCGAAGUGGCGCAGGCUCACGCCUCUCUAGUGUUUAAUCGUCACAGUGUAUCAAGCCACAGUGAUCAUCAGGCAGAAUCACCAGUUGGGGAUCGGGAACGCGCAAAUCUUCUCAUGAACAAGCUGGAUGAUAUGGAAACAUUGCAAAAGAAGCUUGGCAGGGAGAUGAAGGCUUUGAUAUCGAGUAUCUCUACAGACGCUGCAAUAGCUGCGUAUGGAAGGGCUGCAAAACUAACAGAAGAAGGUUGGGCCUUGCUGGCGCACUGCUGGGCGUUAGCGAAAGAGCUUGAUAUUCAUUCGUCCAAACUGGACGAUGUUGAUCCUGCAGUAAUAGUGCCCACAGCAAACAAAAUCUGGAGUCGCGCCAAGGCCAAACUAAUUAGUAUAGAUAAAGCUCUAGAUUCUGUGCGGGAGAAGUGUAGUGACACCCUCUCCAGCAGCGCCACAACCCCAGGGGGCCGGCAUCUGAAUACUCGCAUGACAGCUCGCCUGCUAGAGGCCGCAGAUGCAAUUGUAAGGGAAGCAAGUAAGCAAAGUAAGCGAUUCAAGGCUUUCAAGCAGCCUGAAGAAGUGACAGAGUUAAUAGAAGAUUUGGAUUCGCUUAAUCGUGCGGAGGAAGAUCUAAUUCAGCUUGUAGGGCUGAACAGGGAUGUACUACUUCUACUAAUGGCAUACAAGUUGCAGGACGUUGUGGAAGACGAUAUUGAAGAGUGCCAGCGCACCGUUGUAGGCUUGUGCGCACAUAAAUCGAGUCUCUCAGACCAGCACAAAAGCGUUUUAAUUGAGCUUGAAGAGAGCUUCAACAGAAGUUUGAAGGCCGUCGAAGAGGCAGAAACAUUCAAAGAAGCCGCAGCGGCUGCAACACUACUGUGGGAACACGCCGGGGCAGUGGAAGAUUUCUUACUGGAUGUUGGUAUGGAGAAAAACUGA
Molecule: messenger RNA, 1947 nt
Organism: Eimeria maxima
Lineage: Eukaryota; Apicomplexa; Conoidasida; Eucoccidiorida; Eimeriidae
Exons: 1
Coding region: 1-1947 (648 amino acids)
Source: RefSeq, a predicted model, not a curated record